UUUUUUUUUUUUUUUUGGCAUAGGGACGGGGCCGUUUCCUGGUCCAGCCGGCUUCCGUCCGCCUUCCUCCGGGCUUCCGUCCGCCGGCCUUCCGCGGACCCCAGGAGUCGCCCGAGUCCGCGCUCAGAUGCUUCCAAAGCGGCGGCGAGCGCGAGCGAGGUCUCCGGGCGCCGCUGCCGCCUGCUCCACGCCGUCUUCGGUGCUUUUCCCUGACGUCGCGAUCUACCUGGCCGAGCCGCGCAUGGGUCGCAGCCGCCGGAGCUUCCUCACACGCCUGGCGCUGUCCAAAGGCUUCCGUGUCCUGGAUGUGUACAGGUGCUCUGCCCCCGAGGGUCCUGCGGGCGCCGGCGUCGCAAGCUCUGAAGUGACACACGUGGUGAUGGAGCAGACCUCAGCAGAGGAGGCUGUCUGCUGGCAGGAACAGGAAGCUACUCUGCACCCAGGGUGCCCCUGCCCAGCUCUGCUGGACAUCACCUGGUUCACAGAGAGCAUGGCAGCUGGGCAGCCUGUGCCCGUGGAGGGCCGACACCGCCUGGAGGUCCCUGAGCCACGGAAGAGACCUCCAAACCCAGUGGCACCAGCACCAGCGCCAGCAGCAGCAGUGAUGCCAGCCUACGCCUGCCAGCGUUCCACACCCCUCAUGCACCACAACAGCAGCCUCUCGGAGGCUCUGGAGACACUGGCAGAAGCAGCAGGCUUCGAAGGCAGUGAGGGUCGCCUCCUCUCCUUCCGCAGAGCAGCCUCAGUGCUCAAGGCCCUGCCCUGGCCUGUCACAGAACUGAGCCAGCUGCAGGGGCUGCCACACUUCGGAGAACAUUCCACCAGCGUCAUCCAGGAGCUGCUGGAGCGAGGCGUGUGUGAGGAGGUGGAGAGGGUUCGCUGCUCUGAGAGGUACCGGACCAUGAAGCUCUUCACCCAGAUUUUCGGGGUUGGGGUGAAGACUGCCAAUCAGUGGUACCAAGAAGGACUGCGCACCCUGGACGAGCUCCAAGAGCAGCCCAGGAGACUGACCCGGCAGCAGCAGGCAGGGCUCCAGCACCACCUUGACCUGUGCACCCCCGUGGGGCGGCCAGAUGCUGAGGCUCUGCAGCAGCUGGUGGAGGCCACCGUGAGACAGGCCCUGCCUGGGGCCACUGUCACACUGACUGGCGGCUUCCGGAGGGGGAAGCCACAGGGCCACGAUGUGGACUUCCUCAUCACACACCCUGAGGAGGGCCGGGAGGCGGGGCUGCUGCCUAGCGUGCUGCGCCAGCUGCAGAGCCAGGACCUCGUCCUGUACCACCAGCACCAGCGCAGCCGCUUGGGGGACCCCAGCCGCCUGGCCCAGCAGAGCCAUACCAUGGACGCCUUUGAGCGGAGUCUCUGCAUCCUCCGCCUGCCGCUGCCCUCCAAGGGGGCAGACCCAGAGUCCCAGCCCGCCUGGAAGGCCGUGAGGGUGGACCUGGUGGUCACUCCUUGGAGCCAGUUCCCUUUCGCCCUACUUGGCUGGACCGGCUCCCAGCUUUUUGAGAGGGAGCUGCGCCGAUUCAGCCGGAAGGAGAAGGGGCUGUGCCUGAACAGCCAUGGGCUCUUCGACCCAGAGCAGAGGACGUGUUUCCACGUGGCUUCUGAGGAGGACAUCUUCAGGCACCUGGGCCUCACAUACCUGCCCCCAGAGCAGCGGAACGCCUGACCCGCACCACCCGGAGAGUCCCUACACGCUGAAUGUCUCCACGUGGACGUGCUGUUGCCCGGGCCUUGCCUCGGCAUGGCAUCUCUGUGGGACCCCAGGUCGGCUCUCGGCACUCCCUGCACUGGUUCCUGCCCUGCCCAGGGAUCUGAGCCCCAUGUGCUGAGGCACUGCAGUGGGGCCUGUGGCAUCAGCUGAGGUGCCACAGCCAUGUCUUCUGGGGGUGCCCUGCUCACAAGGGCUCAGGAAAGCCUUGCUCCCUGUCCCCUGCUGCAGCCAAGAGGUGGCAGCGUUGAGGGGUCUGCUAUGAGAUGCAAGCAUCUGGGGGGACCCAGCUCAAGAGAACUUGAGCCCCCAAAGACAUGCUGCUUCUGCCCCAGGCCUGUCGUCAGCUCUCCUGCCAGCACUGCCCACUCAGCCCUGCGGCAGCUCCCGGCCCAAGGCCUCAUGGUGCAGGGACCUGGGGUCCUGCCUCCCCGGCCACCCCAUCCACAUCCACACACCCCUCACACCCCUGGCUCCACUGCCACCAGCGGUCCUGCAACAGCCCCUGUUCUGCUGUCUGAGCGGAGCCUCUAUGCUCUGUGCCCUGUGUUCCCCAGGCACAUUGGGGCCUGCCUUUGCCACGUGGUCCACCUUGAGCCCCCUGUGCCCACCUUCUUUGGGUCCCAAGGUCAUUUUGCCAGGUGAGGGCUUCCUAGGCCACUCCCCACCUCAUGAAAAAGUUUUCUGGAAAUUAACCUGCAGUAAAACGGACUACUCAGAGGACAGUCUUACAAGCUUUAAUACACUUAGAGCCCGGUCACUUGCCACCGUCAGGACAUGACUGGUCCGUCCCUCACGUGCCUCAGGGCGCCCAUUGUGGCAGUGCUCCCUGGCACCAACAGUGGCGGUCAGGUCCAGACCCCUGCGCGUGUGACGAGGUGGCAGGCUAUACCUCCCUCCUUGAGCUGCUCACACCACUGCUGCUCGUAUGUGUGCAUCCCGCCUUUCCUCCAACGCCAGCGUCCUGUGGCCCCCUCUGAUUGGGCCGUGCCCUCUUGCUGUGCCUGGAUGUCACUGAUGUGCCCUGCAGAGCUAUCCAGUCUUUUUCUGAAGCAUGGCAUCUCCCGGGCAAGAGUCUUGUAGGGCCAUUCAUGUCCCUUUGUCAUCUGGUGAUGACAAAGGGGUCUGGCCCUUUUCUUUUUUGUUUUGUUUUGUGUGUGGGGGAGGUUCUGGGGCCCAAGCAAGGGCUUGUGUAUGCUAAGCCAGGAUUCUACCUGUGCACCGAGGCCUAGCUUUUUCUGCAUGUAGCAUCAGGCAUGAUGCCUCGCACGGUGCCAUGUCCAUGUGAGCUCAAGAUGAAGGCUGCUCACUGUGGUCUACAAUGUCAAGCGUCUUCUCGCCAGCUGACUUACUAUGGCAAAAUGGCCAAGGGUUUUGUCUUUUUCUCCUAAUAUUGGGGAUAAAAUCAAAGACCUUCGCACUGAGCUGUAUCCCUAGCCCUACCCUUGUCAUUUUUUAUUCUGACAGUAGGUCUCUCUACAUCCCUAAUUUGCCCACAUGGGGUUCAAACUUGAGCUCCUCCUGCCUCAGCCUCCCAGAUAGCUAGCUGGGCUUCCAGGAAUCCACCACCACACCUAGAUCUCAGUGUUUUAUAACAGAUGUUGGAUUCUAUUUGAUGCUCUUUCUGCAUCAAGCAGUAUGAUCAUGUGAAUUUUCUUGUUUAGCCUGAUAAUAUUGCUUGGUUUGGAAAUAUCGAUUUAGGUGAUUCCUGGGAUAAAGCCUGGUCUUAGUGUACUGUUCUUACCUGUUACUGGGACUGACAUGCUAAUAUUUGUGGAUUUUAUGUCUGUCUGUGGAAGGCAAUUUUCUUACACUCUCUAUCCAGUUUUGAUACUAGGUGCUUGCAGUUCAGGUUAUUACUUGGGAAGUGUUCUCUGAUUUUCUGGAAGAGAUUGUGUAAAAUUAUUGUUCUGUUAGUGUUUAGUAGAAUUCACCAAUAAAUUCAUCAGGGUCUAAAGUGUUCUUUUUCAAAAGGGUUUAAGCUAUAAAUUCAAUUUCUUUAAUAAAUACCAAAUGAUUCUUA
Messenger RNA from Cavia porcellus (domestic guinea pig), 3737 nucleotides. RefSeq names its product DNA polymerase mu (gene Polm). Gene Ontology annotation, cellular component: nucleus. The record is from RefSeq and is a predicted model, not a curated record. The coding region runs from base 128 to 1672 and encodes 514 amino acids. Gene Ontology annotation, molecular function: DNA-directed DNA polymerase activity; DNA binding. The transcript has 11 exons. Lineage: Eukaryota; Metazoa; Chordata; Mammalia; Rodentia; Caviidae. Gene Ontology annotation, biological process: double-strand break repair via nonhomologous end joining.